AUGAUUGAAAUUCCGUCUUAUUUACUCAAAUUGCGUUACGGCGCUGUUGCACAGCGGACACUUCAACAAAUUUGCUCAGCUGAACAACCCAAGUCCAAGGAUGAUGUUCGUGAUGCCAUGGUAAGCCAACUCUCUACUAUUGGGAUAAUUGGGUCUAAUCCAGUCAUGUUCCGCAAGAAUGAAGAUUAUAUCGAUAAGUUGGUGGAUAUCUUUAAAAGCAAGGGACCUGCAAAAGCCAGUGCGAUGCUUACAGAUGAAUUUGUCAAUGACGAGACUGAAACGGAUGAGCUGGUGACUGAAUUAGACGAUAGUAGCGUUGGCAAAUCUCCCUCUGCUGCGCUAAAAGUCGAGCCUCUGGAUAGCUUGGCUACUUCUACUGACCACCAAUCCCUCCCGUCGCGUUGGAUCACUCCGAAGGAAUGCCAGUUUGAGCUUUCGCUAGACGGUUUGGAGAUCUCGACUAAAAAUCCUACUAAAUCCGUGUCCUCCUCUUCCUCAAUAACAGUUAACCUUCCUCAUCACGCUCGUUCAAGCAUUUUCUCGACAAAAGCAGAUUUCAGCGUGCAUGAAACGAUAGGCAUAUACUAUUAUGAAGUGGAAGUUCUAUUUGGGCUAAACUCGGGAUCGGAGAUAACAAUAGGAUACAUGGAUGGAGAUCAACCAGAGGAAAUCAUCAGUUCUCUGAGAGGCCACGACGAGAACGCAUGGGGAUACAAAGGCAAAGACGGGAAACUAGUAAGCUUUGAGGAGUGCAGAUCCAGUGUUCGAACAUCGUGCAAGUUUGGCAAUAAAGACGUCGUCGGAUGUGGAGUUAAUUUUAUCAAUCGUUCGAUUUUUAUCACCAAAAAUGGUGUGUUCCUCGGUGAAGCCUUUUCCUUGCCAUCGAACAUGAAGCGGGUCGUGCCGGUGGUAAGUCUGGGAUCUUGGAACUCGAUUUCGACCAACUUUGGUCAUACCAAAAGCUUCAGGUUCAAUAUUGACAACUAUGUCGACUCAUUCAAAUUACGGUUUCUAAAGACAAUCAAUAACUAUAAAAUACCCUCCGUGACCCUUGACAAUGGCAGAGAAAUCCGAGACUCCAACGAUAUGAAGAACUCGCUCAGCCAGAUGAUUAAAAAGUACUUUGAGCACAGAGGCUAUGCCACUGCGCUCAAGUCAUUUGAGAAGGAUUUGAGUCUUGAGGGGAGUGAAGAUACUCCAUAUCCUUUAAGGCGUGAGAGCUAUAUCAAGAAGAAACUCAAACAUCUGAUUUCAAGCAAUGAAAUCGAUGCAGCCACGGAGUUGGUUAAAUCCAGCUUCCCCGGUCUGCUAGAAGACAAUACAGAUAUACAAUUCAAACUAGACUGCCUUAAACUGGUGAACAUGGUCGAUAGUGAAGAACAAUUUAUCAAACUUGCUAAACACAUGAAAUCAGCUUACGUCUGGGAGCACUAUCAAAAAAUACUAAACGAUCUUUCGGGGUUGCUUGCGUACGAUGAUCCGACUGCCACUGUGCUAUACAAAUCAUUCAUGAACUUUGAAAGGGCUAGAUUGGUGCACAAGCUCUGCAUGUUGAUUAACUUGAAAAGUGGCAUUCCAGCAUUAUCCAAUUUUGAACAACUUAUUCAUGCUGCAGACUCCAUGGUCGUUGAGGGUAAUGAUCCCAACACGACACUGAUAGACAUUGUGAAUGAUUUUGUCCAGAUAUGA
Molecule: messenger RNA, 1689 nt
Organism: Ogataea haglerorum
Lineage: Eukaryota; Fungi; Ascomycota; Pichiomycetes; Pichiales; Pichiaceae
Exons: 1
Coding region: 1-1689 (562 amino acids)
Biological process (GO): cell surface receptor signaling pathway; cytoskeleton organization
Cellular component (GO): cytoplasm
Molecular function (GO): protein binding
Source: RefSeq, a predicted model, not a curated record